CUAACCCUUUUGUUGUGAUUGAAACUCAGUCCCGUCAUUCAAACCGAUCAAAUGAAUUUGAUAAAAAAAACAGCAUUUUCCGAUUUGAUAUGGGAAAUAAAUGCUGUCGAAAAGGGAAAGUGAAAAGGAAAAUCGUUCUUCUGCUCUUGGGACUAGAUAAUGCAGGAAAAACUAGGGCAGCAAACGGACUCGCCGGCGAUCCCAUGACCUCGCCGGUGCCUACGGUGGGGUUUUCUGUUAUAAAUUUAAAAUACUCGAACUAUGAUGUUCGCAUUUUUGACCUGGGUGGAGGACCCAACAUAAGGGGCAUCUGGAACAAAUACUUCGUCGACGCACAUGGUCUGAUCUUCGUGGUUGACUCGAGCGAUUUCUCACGUUUCAGCGAGGUGAAAAUGGAGUUGGAGGAUAUUUUAUACAACGACAAGAUAGCUGGGAAACCACUCCUAGUGUUAGCCAACAAACAGGACCACGAAAACGCCUUGGACGAAAUUGACAUAAUAGAAUACUUGAACAUCGAGCAGAUGGUGAAUGUCCAAAAAUGCCCAACGCUAGUGCAGAGCUGUUCCGCCAACGAAAACACUACCAACAAGCUAGACCCGGGCAUUCAAAGAGGCUAUGAGUGGCUUUUGAGCAACAUCGACAAGCGAUACGGGUCUCUGAAUCAGAGAGUAGAAGCCGACGUUAUGGAGCAAGAAAAGAUCGAAAGAGACGCACUGCUGAAGAAGAUCCAGCGAAUAAAGGCCCUUCAAGAAAUGGAGGAGAGCAAGAAAAGUGAAGACGCCAUUGAAACGUACUCGGAGUAUGUGAAAAAAAUCAACGGCGAAGUGCAGAAGGAAGAAAAAUUAUCUGAUUACGUUGUUGUAUUCGACAACCUUGAUCCAAGCAGCGAAAGUAGUUCUAGCUCCAUUUCGUUCCCUCCGGUGUAUGUCACCAACAACAGUGCCUUAACAGACAGACCCAAGUCUGCCGUAGAAAUGGUGAAACAUCAGCUGCAACUGACCAACAAUACCAAGAAGCAGUCAUUGAAGUCAAGGUCGAACAAAACGGCUCCGAUGAGUUUGUUCGGAGAGAGGUUGCCCCAUUCCGCCAAGGAGAGGCGCAAAGACUACUCAAACUCCGUCCGUAGGUUGAAGUCGGCUGACAAUUCGCUUUUUACCAUAAGCAAUACGGUGACUGACCAUCCUGACUUUGUGGGGGCUGGCGGAGACACAAUUUUGAUGAAUAACUUUGACAAAAACAGACUGCCGCCUCUGAAAGGGAGGAGCAAUGGUGUGCCUUGGGUGCAUAAGCCCGCAAACGGUGAUAGCGUUAUUAGCGUAGUGGAUAUCGAAUAGUUUUUUAAUAUAAUGCUGUUGGUGUUCUGAAACAAACAUAUAUUUUCUAGUCAAAUUGAAACAAAACUUAUAUAAAGAUCUCUUUUGUACUUCCCAUAACUUGAUUGUUGGAAUAAAUGAAUGGUUUUUU
Messenger RNA from Leptinotarsa decemlineata (Colorado potato beetle), 1464 nucleotides. RefSeq lists its product as uncharacterized. Gene Ontology annotation, cellular component: ciliary membrane; non-motile cilium. Gene Ontology annotation, molecular function: GTPase activity; GTP binding. Gene Ontology annotation, biological process: receptor localization to non-motile cilium; non-motile cilium assembly. The record is from RefSeq and is a predicted model, not a curated record. NCBI's taxonomy places the organism in Eukaryota, Metazoa, Arthropoda, Insecta, Coleoptera, Chrysomelidae.